Molecule: messenger RNA, 1687 nt
Organism: Cryptomeria japonica (Japanese cedar)
Lineage: Eukaryota; Viridiplantae; Streptophyta; Pinopsida; Cupressales; Cupressaceae
Product: transcription factor MYB101
Exons: 3
Coding region: 117-1505 (462 amino acids)
Source: RefSeq, a predicted model, not a curated record
GGGACUUCAAUCAGGUUAAUGAAUCGAUUCCAUAUUUCACUCCGUUCCCGAAAGCUGUGGGUGUGUGUCGGUCUAUCAAAUGAAUUCUACUGUGAAACGAAAUUAGCUGAAAUGCGAUGAAAGGGAAAAGCAGGAAAAGAGUGACCGCAGAGGGAUCUUCUUCUUCUUCUUCUUCUUCAAAACCAGACAAUAAUAUGUUGAAGAAGGGGCCAUGGACGUCUGCAGAGGAUGAAAUUCUGGUGGCUUAUGUGAAGGAGAAUGGUGAGGGGAACUGGAAUUCUGUUCAGAAGCACUCUGGUUUGUCUCGCUGUGGAAAGAGUUGCAGGCUCCGAUGGGCCAACCAUUUGCGCCCAAAUCUUAAGAAGGGCGCCUUUUCCCCCGAGGAAGAGCGCUUCAUAAUGGACCUGCAUCACAAGCUCGGCAACAAGUGGGCUCGAAUGGCCGCCUUGAUGCCAGGGCGCACAGAUAAUGAAAUAAAGAACUUCUGGAACACACGAAUCAAGAGGAGGAUGCGCUUGGGGCUUUCCCUGUACCCUGUUCUUGAAGGCAUUGAUGAAGAGAAGAAUUUGGGCAGCCAUUCUGUUGGAGAAUUCGAACCCAGGGUCUAUAACACUAAUGAUAACAACAGUAUUGGAGAGAGUUUUGGUGUUUCUUAUGAGUUGAUGAGUAAUACUAAUAAUAAUUGUGUUGAAAGAGUGACAAGGAACAUUGACAGUACUAGUGCUGACAUGAUACAAGUUAGUGGUAGCACCAAUAACACUAACAGUGUCAGUAGUAGUAGUAAUAGUAAAAAUAAUCAUUGCUACUCUGUAAAUGGGGCUUCACCAGGCCUCAUUUUGGAGCUCCCUUCAAGCCAAUUAGUGUUGUCAUUAGACACCACACCCACAUCUUAUGAUUAUUCUUUCAAGCUUAUGUCUGAGGGAGAGAGCAGUAAUUUUGGGUGUACCAGUUCAGGCCUUCUGGAUGCACUGCUGCUGCAGGAUUCUGACAAUAAUAUUGAUAUGAAUUAUACACAGGAAGUUGUAGGGGAAACCAAAACAGAGUUAGAUGAUGUAUCUGGUGACUAUAUAAUCACCAGUGCCACGCCUCCAAUGGAUAUGCCAGCUGAAAUGGUUCUCAGUUCACAUGAGAUGCUUCGUGAAACUGCCAAGGAGGUAAAGACAGAACCAUUCUUAGAAUACAUAGAUGAUUCAGAUCUCUUUCCUGAAUGGUGCAAAGCCUCUCCCAUCAACACUCUAAGCAAUUCUGUCAUUAAAGAAAGCUGCACCCUUCCUAGAGCUGCAACUAACAAUACACAGGAGGAGGAGGAAGACUGUAUGGCCAUAUAUAAUUUGGUGAAUAACCACCACCAAUACAUAACAUGGGGAGAUGUGGGGUGGAACAACAUGCCUGGUGCCUGUCAGUUAAGUGACAUACACUCCACUCUUGAUCAUUCUAGAACCAGGACUAAUCUCAGUACUGCAACUGGCCUACAGAACAUCAAGGGCUCUUGUACCAUCUACUGAGAUAAUUUUCAUAUACUCACAAAAUACAUUGAAUUCAGUUCAAACAUUUGGUGUGAUCAAAAGAAAAUACAACUCUGUAAUCUUUCAAUUUUUUGUUUGUAAUAUAUAAUUCUAGUGAGCUUAGCUACACUGUAUGAGAAUGUAAUCAUCAGGUUUUUCAGUCAAUAAUGUUCUUUUAACUA